CGCAAGGCGAUCAGUUUUUCUUUCCUUAGUCCUGAAGGCCACCACAUCCCGUCUUCUGAUACCUGUUAGAUAAAUGGCGUUAGACUUUGAGAAGACGGCUGGUAAGCCGAUUGAAUGCAAGGCAGCUAUCGCAUGGGAGGCGAAGAAACCACUUGAAGUCCGCACUGUGACGGUGGCUCCGCCUGGCCCGGGCGAGGUUCGGGUUAAGAUAGUUGCAACCGCGUUGUGCCACACGGAUGCGUACACGCUGGAUGGCCUCGAUCCCGAAGGUCUCUUCCCCUGCAUUCUGGGGCACGAGGCCGCCGGUAUCGUGGAGAGUGUGGGCGAGGGGGUCACCUCCGUCAAGCCGGGCGACCACGUCAUUCCCUGCUACCAGGCCUACUGCGGCGAGUGCAAGUUCUGCAAGCACCCCGAGUCCAACCUCUGCGUGUCCGUGCGCGCAUUCACGGGCAAGGGCGUUAUGAAGUCAGACGGGCAGCCUCGCUUCACGGCUGAUGGCAAGCCCCUGUUCCACUUCAUGGGAACCUCCACCUUCUCCCAAUACACGGUGGUGCACGAGCAGAGCGUGGCCAAGAUCGACACCAGCGCGCCGCUGGAGAAGGUCUGCCUGCUGGGUUGUGGUGUGUCCACGGGUUGGGGCGCCGUAUUCAACACCGCCAAGGUGAAGCCGGGCAGCACUGUGGCGGUGUUUGGGCUGGGUGCGGUGGGGCUGGCGGUGAUCGAGGCGGCGGCGCGGGCGGGCGCCAGCCGCAUCAUCGGGGUGGACAUCAACCCAGCCAAGUUUGCGGCGGCGAAGGAGUUUGGGGCGACGGAGUGUGUGAACCCGAAGGACCAUGAGAAGCCCAUUCAGCAGGUGAUCGUUGAGAUGACGGAGUGGGGCUGCGACUACACCUUCGAGUGUAUCGGCAACACCGCCGUCAUGCGUGCCGCUCUGGAGUGCGCGCACCGCGGCUGGGGCACCUCUGUUGUGAUUGGCGUGGCGGCUGCGGGGCAGGAGAUCAGCACGCGCCCCUUCCAGCUGGUCACGGGGCGGCGCUGGAUGGGAACCGCGUUCGGCGGGUACAAGAGCAGGGUGCAGGUCCCCGAGCUGGUCACCGAGUACCUGUCCGGCAAGACGCUGCUGGACAAGUACGUCACCCACAACAUGAAGUUCGACCAGAUCAACGAGGCGUUCGAGCUGCUGCACGCGGGGGAGUGCCUGCGCUGUGUGCUCACAUUUGAUGACUGAGGGAGCUGACUGAGAUGGAGUGACGGAAUGAGCGGUUGGUGGAGUGACUGGUGCGUUGGUAGGGAGGUGUUGUUGUCCUCCUUUCUGUCCCUUUGCUUUGGUCCGUGGUUUCGUGGCAGGCAUUGGAGCCUUGUUCCGGAGGACAGGGGAGGACGCUGGAGGUGUGUUGUAGCAGGUGUGCUGUGCGAUUGCUGUGCUAGUCGGUGAGACAGCUGAAAGAAGCAAUGGCGCAAAGGGGCGGUGUCGUGUUGCCCAAGCAUGCUGGGCGGCAACGCCGGUCGGAACCCAAGCCGUGUUGACACGCGCAGGUGGAGGAAGAUUUGUUUCGGACCCAGGAAAAUACCGGAUUUUCCGAACUGUGGUACAGUUUUGGGCGGAAAAGAAGCGGAGAGGACGAUAGAUGUUACCCUUUCUUGGAAAGGA
Astrephomene gubernaculifera is the source of this 1651-nucleotide messenger RNA. The record is from the annotation of a GenBank genome assembly. NCBI's taxonomy places the organism in Eukaryota, Viridiplantae, Chlorophyta, Chlorophyceae, Chlamydomonadales, Astrephomenaceae.